Messenger RNA from Exophiala aquamarina CBS 119918, 1065 nucleotides. RefSeq lists its product as uncharacterized. The transcript has 3 exons. Lineage: Eukaryota; Fungi; Ascomycota; Eurotiomycetes; Chaetothyriales; Herpotrichiellaceae. The coding region runs from base 1 to 1065 and encodes 354 amino acids. The record is from RefSeq and is a predicted model, not a curated record.
AUGGCCGCCCCGACGAUUGAUGAUCUUCUUCAGCAUCAGAAAUUUGAAGUUCUUAACGAGGAACAAGUGGCUUCUUUCAUGAAACAUGGAUUUCUACGCAUACCUGGAGCAAUAUCUCCAGAGAAAUGUGACUGGUGGACAAGAGACGUUUGGCACCGUUUGGGCUUUGACCCGAACGACAAGUCUAGUUGGACCACUGAGCGCACCCACAUGUCUAAGCACCAUGCGGUGUCUGCAAAAGAAAUAGCUCCGAAGGCAUGGGCUGCUAUUUGCGAACUUUGCGGAGGCGAGGAUCGGAUAUAUCCUGGGGUUGAGAUGUGGACGGAUGCGUUCAUUGUGAAUUCUGGAAGCCCGGAAACUGAAGGCAAAAAGGUACCACCCAAAAAAUUAGAUAAUUGGCAUGUCGAUGGAGAUUUCUUCGUUCACUUUCUUGAUAGUCCGGAGCAGGGGUUGUUAGUGAUACCUUACUGGAGUGACGUCGAUGAGAACGGCGGAGCAACCUGGAUUUGUGAUGAAGGACCGAAGAGAAUUGGACAAAUACUAUAUGACCAUCCAGAAGGACUAGGUCCAAUGCUCCGUCCACGUAGCGAGCAGCUUGAGCAUCAAGAUCAACAUUCGAUCUUCAUUCAAGCAGCGCAGGAGGCGCCCGACGAGAGUUUUCAUGAAAUGACAGGCAAGAAGGGUGAUGUCAUUUUAAUGCAUCCUCUGAUGCUGCAUAGUGCCAGUAGAAAUGGGCGGAGAUCAGACUUACGGAUAGGAAUAAUCACAAACCCUCUGGUGGCGCUUUCGGCACCUUUUGAAUUUCAGCGCACAAACCCGGCCGACUACAGCCUAGUUGAGCUGAAAACCAUAGCAGAUCUCGGGGGGCCAGCAAAGUUCAUUAAUGGUUGGAACAUAACUGGCGAAAGGCAGAUGUUCGUUCCUGGGCGGGUAUUGAGACAGCGGAAGAUGCAAGAGGAAGAGAAUGAUAGGCUUCGGAAGCUGGACUUGCCGUUGGCAGACAAUUCGCUGGUCCAACUGCCAGAAUUUCUCGCUGAGCAAAAAGUGGCGAAAGCUGGGGCAUAG